AUGCCCCCUCCUCCGCAGGGGCAGCCAGGGGGUGCUGGGAAGGGCUGGGCAGGCCCACCCUCCUCUGGCAUCCUGCUAGCUGGGUUCCAGCCCUGCGCGCAAGACUCCCUCUACGUCUCCGAGUACUUCUCUCAGAGCGCACAGAAGCUGUCCUUCUACAGCUGGUAUGGGAAUGCCAAGCUCUUCCACUUCCGUGUGCCAGAAGACACCGUGCUGCUUCGCUGGCUCCUGCAAGCGUCCCGGGGGAAAGGACCUGAGUGCACCAGCAUGGAGAUCACAGUGCACUUUCGCUACGGAGCCCCUCCUGUAAUUAAUCCACUGGGGACUCGUUUCCCUGCAAACGCGACCGUCCGUGCUUCCUACAACAUAAGCAUCACCCUGGGCAGCGCUGUGCAAAACACCACCUUUGUGAACAUCACCACCCCUGCUGCCGGAGACUGGUUCAUCGCUGCCCAUCUCCCUGAGGCUGCCAGCAGGAUCGAAGUGAAGGGUUUCUCCACUCCAUGCCCCUAUAUGUUCCAGGCAGAUAUGUUUGUGCUCAGACUCACUGAUAUGCCUGUCCUGGAGCCUAGUGUUGCUAUGCCACAAACCGUCGUCUCGCCUGCUAAGCCACUGCAUGUUAAGGUCUUCGUCCCCAGGCACGCUGCCAGGAUGCAGCUGGAGCUGCGAAGCUGCGUGACAAGUGAGCAGAAAGCGUGCGCUGUGCGCGUGGUGCUGGGCUCCAUCAUGCUGCCCCAGUCCUUCCAGAGGAUCCUCACCUGCACGGGGAACAUAAACUGCAGCCUGGCCCUGGAUUCGCCCCCCUGGGAGAAGUGGCUGCAGAUCAUGGUGGAGAGUCUUGGCCCUGCCAAUGCCAGUGUGUCGGUGGAGAUGCUGGCUUCUUUCACAGCUUGCAGACCAGGAAGUACCAGUUCAUUCCUUAACUUCAGCAGCCUAAACCAGAGCCAAACUGGUCCCAGACCAGGUAGCACAGGAGCAGCAGGGACCUCCACUCUGUCUACCGGAGCGGCUUCACGCAAUGUUUCCGGCCAGAGGAGCGUCUGCGUGCAGAACCAGCCCGUCGUUCGUGAGGACCUGGAUGUGGUGUCCAUACGCUACAGACUCUUGAACGGUCCCAGCGUGCCCGUGAACUCCCUCUCCCCGACGCUCCUCCUCCUCAGCCUGAACACUGGCAUGGACAGCGGGGGUUCCCUCGUCGUCAGUCUCCUGCUUAACAAGACAUCCGUGAACCUGGGCAAUGCCACCGUGGUAGCGUGUGUGAGUGCUGCUUCGCCGGUGCUGUCCCCCGACGCCGUGCAGAACUGCAGCACAGCUUUUUUCCAGGGCUACCCUCUGAGCAUGAGCACCUCCUCUGCAGAAGCGAUGCUGAUUGUCCUGUACCCGCAGACGGAUGACUGGUUCCUCUCCCUGCAGCUCAUCUGCCCGAAGGGCCAGGGUGAAUGUAACGCCGCAGAAGCCAAAGUGACUGUCUUCGCAUACCUCACCCCCUGCUUCAACGACUGUGGGCCGUACGGACAGUGCAGCCUCCUGAGAAGACACGGCUACCUCUAUGCUGGCUGCAGCUGCAAGGCUGGUUGGGGCGGGUGGAGCUGCACGGACAAUACGAAGGCCCAGUCUGUCGCUGCGCAGAACCUGGCCACCCUCCUGCUCACCCUGAGCAACCUCAUGUUCCUGCCAGCCAUAGCGGUUGCUGUUUAUCGCUACUACCUGGUGGAGGCCUCCGUCUACACCUACACCAUGUUCUUUUCCACGUUCUACCAUGCGUGUGACCAGCCAGGCGUCGCGGUGAUGUGCAUCAUGGACUACGACACACUACAGUACUGUGACUUUUUGGGCUCUGUGGUGUCCAUCUGGGUGACGAUCCUGUGCAUGUCCCGGGUGAAGAAGAUCCUGAAAUACGUCCUUUUCGUCUUGGGGACCCUGCUAAUUGCCAUGUCCCUGCAGCUGGACCGCAGAGGGGUGUGGAACAUGAUGGGUCCCUGCCUCUUUGCCCUUGUCAUCAUGAUUGCAGCGUGGGUUUACCACGGAGUGAAGCGCAGACACUGCUACCCCUCGUCAUGGAAGCGCUGGGUUUUCUACCUCCUCCCAGGGAUCACCUUGGCUUUCAUCGCUAUCUCAGUAUAUGCAUUCAUGGAAACCAAUGAAAACUAUUACUACACCCACAGCAUCUGGCACGUGCUGGUGGCUUGCAGCGUUGCUUUCCUGCUUCCUCCUCGGGACAAGCAUAAGAAGCCCUGGGCCUGGUCACAGAAGCUCACUUGUCGCUAUCAGAUCUGUCAGAAUGACCGUGAGGAGCUCUAUGCUGUGACCUGAACUGCUCGGCUCCCAGUCACAGCGGUGGAGGGCUGGUGAGGUUGUUUUUUGCCUGGGCUGCCCCUCCCUCGCACGUCAGCGAUCCUCUUACGUGCUCGUUCAC
Messenger RNA from Eurypyga helias (sunbittern), 2416 nucleotides. RefSeq names its product transmembrane protein 8A (gene PGAP6). NCBI's taxonomy places the organism in Eukaryota, Metazoa, Chordata, Aves, Eurypygiformes, Eurypygidae. The transcript has 14 exons. Bases 1 to 2313 code for a protein of 770 amino acids. The record is from RefSeq and is a predicted model, not a curated record. Gene Ontology annotation, cellular component: plasma membrane.